Messenger RNA from Anopheles nili, 2730 nucleotides. RefSeq names its product retinal homeobox protein Rx. Bases 1 to 2730 code for a protein of 909 amino acids. Gene Ontology annotation, molecular function: DNA-binding transcription factor activity, RNA polymerase II-specific; RNA polymerase II transcription regulatory region sequence-specific DNA binding. The transcript is spliced from 6 exons. The record is from RefSeq and is a predicted model, not a curated record. Lineage: Eukaryota; Metazoa; Arthropoda; Insecta; Diptera; Culicidae. Gene Ontology annotation, biological process: regulation of transcription by RNA polymerase II.
AUGGACGUCAAGUCUCUGUCCGAGGUGCAGAAGCAGAUCUUCACGAACCUGAUCGAGAAGUUGAUCGCUCGCAACAAAUUUCCCCCGAACGAGGCGGAGGACGUACAGAAGUUGCUGGAGAACGUGCGCGAUGCGAAGAACUUCCACAAAAUCAUGGAGAAGCUAAAGGAAUGCGGCCAACUGGACGUCGACAUUGAGGAGAACUUCCGCGACGAGAACGGCAUUUUCCUCAAAGAUACGGCGAAAAAACUCGGACCCGGCGGUCAAACGCUCACACCACGCCACACUAUCGACGCUAUACUAGGUUUGAAUAAUUGUGAAAAUGGAGGCGACUCAAGUGAUGCAACCGAUCUCAGCGCAUCUCCCCUGAGCCAGAUCAAGCUGUGCGAUCAGCAGCAAAUGAUGGCCAAAGCGCAACUACCAGCCACCUACGGUAGUCUUGGUAGUCCCUCGAGCCCAGACAAAUACCAGCAGCAGUUGGCCAGUUACCAGAGUCACAUCAAGUCGCUAGAUCUCGUCUCAGCUGGCUCACUCGACCCUGGUUCUCCUCAAAGCGCUCUCCACCAUCAGCUACCCUCACACCACCCACACACCCACCACCCCCACCACCAUCACCACCUGCAACAUGCACCCCAAUCGGCGGCAGGUCCUCACCUGCAUCCACAUCAUGUGCCCCACCACGGGCAUACCCACGGUCUUCAGCAGCAGUUGCAGCAGCAGCAACCACCUCCACUACCACCCCCAUCACAACACCUCACCCACCCCCAUCAGCUGCCUUCACCGACGCACCCACACCAACUUGCGUUGCAUCACGCACAACCCCAUCCAUCGCUGGCGGAACUCGACUACAUGAAGACGCUGAAGGAAACGAACAAGUACUUCCUCGAUCGCAGCUACCGGGCAGCUUCGUUGGGUUACGGUGGGGGCCGAGUGGCGGUGGAUGGAGUACCCGAGGAAGGCACCGGUCCUCCAGGACCCGGGGAGUAUGAUGAAGACCUCGCAUCACCGGGAGGACCUGGCUCUGGUGGGUUGAAGCGCAAGUACGAUCGCACGAGAGACGGCGAGGAUCGACCACGAGAUGGGGAUAGCGGUGGUGGAGGAGGCACGGGAAGCGGGGUCAUGCUGCCGGACGGCACCGACGGCACUCCACCCGACAGCUCCAUUAACAAAUAUAAUAAGCUGCAUGAGUCAGCCGAUAAAUCAAUUAGGGCUAAUAGUUUCGAUUAUAUGAAAAAUUUCGAAGAGCUCCGAGCUCGGCAGGCGGCAGUCUACGAGGCGGAACAGCAACAUCAUCACCAUCAGCAACAGCAACAGCAGCAACAGCAACAUCAUCACCAUCACCAGCAGCAGCAGCAGCUUCAGACGCUCCAUCAUCAGCCCCAACAGCACCUUUCGCAGUCACAACACUCGCAGCAACCGUCGCCUUCUUCACAGCAGCAAUCCCAGCAAUCUCAGCAACAGCAGCAACUUGGAUCGUCGGUGGGAACGGGGUCUCAAGGCACGGGGGAUGAAUACAACCCCCACGGGCGGCAAUCGACGGAGGGUGGCACAGAUAAAGGCACGGACGAUGGUGGCGUGAGUUACGCGUCCAGUGAAGAGCUCAACCAAACGACGUCCAGUGAACAGGGCGAAAAAGCUGGCUCUGGAAGUGACGAUGAAGGAGGUGACGAUAGCUGCUCGAAGAAGAAACAUCGCCGGAAUCGGACCACCUUCACGACGUAUCAGCUGCACGAGUUGGAGCGAGCCUUCGAGAAGAGUCACUAUCCGGACGUGUACUCGCGUGAGGAGUUGGCGAUGAAGGUCAAUCUGCCGGAGGUCCGUGUGCAGGUUUGGUUUCAGAAUCGACGCGCGAAAUGGCGCCGCCAGGAAAAGUCGGAAAGCUUGCGGCUCGGGCUGUCACACUUUUCCCAGCUUCCGCACCGGUUGUCCUGCAACGGUGGCAACCUGCCGGUGGAUCCGUGGCUUUCACCACCGCUGCUUUCGGCACUACCGGGUUUCCGGCGUUUCGUAGGGUUCCUGUCGCACCCGCAAGGCGUCUACCCCAGCUACCUGACGCCUCCGCUCAGCCUCAACCCGUCGAACCUCGGCAUGCCCAAUCUAGCCCUUGGUCACCCGAACGGACCUCAAAAUCUGCGCAUUUCACCCCAAAGUAUGGCCGCGAUGUCCCCACAAAUGGCCACCGGAAACAUGCGUCUCUCACCUCCACACGUCAACGGUUCCCUCGGUGGUCCCCAGAACCUUUCCAUGCCACCUCACGGACCUCAACCACCUGCGCCACGUCACUCACCUCUCGGUGUCCCGAUGGGAGGGCUUGUCAGUUCACAACCACCCCCAUUACCACCCACCGCAGGAUCAACACCCGUCACCAUACCCAUCGCUUCCCCACAAAACCUGUCCCUAACUCCACCAGGUCUUCGUUCACCACCACCGGGAGCAACUACUGCGAGUAGUUCCCAAACGGUACACCUGCAAUCGCUCAGCCCAAGUUCACCUUCACCGACCGGGCUCAAGGUCACGAAAGCGAUGGCACCCGGAUCGAUUGAUGCAGGAUCGGAAAGUGACACACCAUCGGCGGGUGCGAGUGACACCGGCAAAGGUGCCCUCAACAUGACGGUGAAUCAUCACCAUCACCAUUCGACGGAUAUGCGCACCAACUCGAUCGCGACCCUUCGCAUCAAAGCUAAGGAACACCUGGAGAACCUGAGCAAGGGCAUGACGACGAUGGUGUAA